GGGCAGAGGUCAGACAUGAACACGGUAGUCCGGUCAUCUGACGGGGGUUUCGGUCGCGGCUCCUUUAAGAAAGCGGAACUGAGUCUGUGCGUUUGACGCGCUGCGAGGAUGUGGGCAGGAAACGCCAAGCAAGAGCAGAGAGGCGAUCACGCUUCCCAGCGCCGUUGCACAAUGCAGUGCGAUCAAAAUGCGCUUUAAUCGGCCCCGCUGAUGUCCAGGAGCGGACGUUCCCCUCGGAUCUGCGCCCCGCGGCCCUCAGACAGCCGCCGAGGAGGAGCUUCAGCCGGUGUGGGAGUCGAGUCCGAUCCGAGCCAGAGCGCAGCCUUCCCAGCCUGCUCGCUGUGAAAACAUCGGGGCUGGUCAGCGGGUGGGAGAGAGAGAGAGAGAGGAGGCUUCGUCGCUGGGAAAAAAGGAGGUGUCUGCCUUUUUUUUUUUUUUUUUUUUUUUUUUUUAAUAAACUCUCUCCCCCAACCCUAAAAAAAAGCCAUGAGGGAGUACAAAGUGGUUGUUUUGGGGUCGGGCGGAGUCGGUAAAUCGGCGCUGACGGUCCAGUUCGUGACGGGCUCCUUCAUCGAAAAGUACGACCCGACCAUAGAGGAUUUCUACAGGAAGGAGAUCGAGGUGGACUCGUCCCCGUCCGUCCUGGAGAUCCUGGACACGGCGGGCACCGAGCAGUUCGCCUCCAUGCGAGAUCUGUACAUCAAGAACGGGCAGGGCUUCAUCCUGGUCUACAGCCUGGUCAACCAGCAGAGCUUCCAGGACAUCAAGCCCAUGAGGGACCAGAUCAUCCGGGUCAAGAGGUACGAGAGGGUCCCCAUGAUCCUGGUGGGCAACAAGGUGGACCUGGAGGGGGAGAGAGAGGUGUCCUCCGGGGAAGGCAAGGCUCUGGCCCAAGACUGGAACUGCCCCUUUAUGGAAACUUCAGCCAAAAAUAAAGGAUCUGUGGACGAACUGUUUGCAGAAAUAGUGAGACAGAUGAACUACUCCACUGUUCCCAGCGGUGGAGACCAGUGCUGCUCCUGCGUCCUGCUCUAAGGCUCAAUUAUCACCUUCUUAAAAGUUGUCCUGCAGGCUUUUAUUUUGAUUUUUCAUUUUAUUUUGCUAAAAACUAUUCUCUCUCUCUCUCUCUCUCUCGCCCCCUCCUCACACUGUUGUCUUAUUGUUGCACACAAACUUAAAAAAAAAUCGACAACAAUCGAUUAUGUAUCAUAAGUCUGGAAAAGUGUUUACAUGACAAAGUACUUGAAUGUUUUGGGAUUUUUUUUAUAGCUUUGUAUAUGACACUUCUCUGGAAAUGUGCCUCAAUGGGAAUGUCUUAUUGUGAAACCUAAGAGACACAUGUUUUUCUGGUUAUUUUUUUUGUGUUUUUUCCUUCUUUUUUUGUUGAGUUGUACUGUUAGAUCUUCUGGGAUGGGUCCUUCUGUCCUGGAGAUUUGAUGGCGGUGGGUUUUCGUGCCAAAUCCCCAAGCCGAGAUGGGAUGUUUAAGGUCUUUAUUUUGGGGCUAAAGGAGGGCUGGGAAGUAUUUCUAAAUCUCCCAGAAACUUAUCAAUCACCACUCAAGCCUUGCACAGGUUUACUCAAAUCUAUUCCUCCAAGAGGCACAGACCCACCCAGUUAGAUCCUGUAUUUGAAGCUGUGGACUGUGGUGGAGUUGUGUCAUGCCAUGUUUUGUUUUUGUUCCCCCCCUCGCUCCCUCUCCGGUCUGGUGAAAGUGGAUUUAUCAUGGAACUUGCACUUAGCUGACGGUGUCCCUCCUCAGUGUGCACAAACGUCGCUGCAUGGGGGAAACGCCACGACCCCAUGUCAAGUGCCUUCCUAAGAAAUCUCCUGUGACUGUGCCAACUGAUGAGUCCUACUUCCUCUGCAGUGCGUCUUGAUGGCAAUCAGAACUUCUUCUUUUUUUUUUUCCUUUCGCAGUUUCCAGUGUACACUUGAUUUUUUGGUGUCGAAGAGAGAAGCGCCUCUUCCUAUUUUGCUGUCAGGAAGCUCAGCUUGUAAUAGACCUGCUGUUUCAGGGUCACAUUCAGGCCGUUUCUCGAGGUACUAGUAGUCUGACAAGAAUAACUUCUUUACUUACUGGGAUUUUGGUUCAGUGAAUGGCAAGCCAUGUCUGUAUGUAUUAUCUAGAGUUUUGUUUUUUUUCCUUUUCUAAAAUGUGACAUUUUUGACUUACCGUAAUUGUAAUUCUCCCUUUGGACAAAUCUUCUGCCAUCCAGCUGUCAGUUUGAAAGACUUGUAAUACAAAAAGCAUUUUACGUAAAA
Molecule: messenger RNA, 2263 nt
Organism: Amphiprion ocellaris (clown anemonefish)
Lineage: Eukaryota; Metazoa; Chordata; Actinopteri; Pomacentridae
Product: ras-related protein Rap-2b-like
Exons: 1
Coding region: 487-1035 (182 amino acids)
Biological process (GO): negative regulation of cell migration; Rap protein signal transduction
Cellular component (GO): plasma membrane
Molecular function (GO): GDP binding; GTP binding; GTPase activity
Source: RefSeq, a predicted model, not a curated record